Colletotrichum siamense is the source of this 654-nucleotide messenger RNA. RefSeq lists its product as uncharacterized. The transcript has a single exon. The record is from RefSeq and is a predicted model, not a curated record. NCBI's taxonomy places the organism in Eukaryota, Fungi, Ascomycota, Sordariomycetes, Glomerellales, Glomerellaceae. The coding region runs from base 1 to 654 and encodes 217 amino acids.
AUGGCCGUCCCACCAAAGUUCGCCGCCCACAAGCUGGCCUUCUCCCCCGCCAAACCCGCCGCGGAGGGCGUCGCCGCGCAGCCGCACACCAUUGAGCUCUACCUCGACUACGUCUGCCCCUUCUCGGCCAAGCAGUUCGCCACCUUCUACAACCAGGUCGUGCCCGCCAUCCGCGCGAACCCGGCCUGGGCCUCCAACGUCGAGGUCGUCUUCCGCCAGCAGGUGCAGCCCUGGCACCCGUCGAGCACGCUCGUGCACGAGUCCGCCGUCGCCGUGGUCAAGGUCGCCCCGGCCAAGUUCUGGGCCUACAGCGACGCCCUGUUCAAGGCGCAGAAGGACUACUUCGACGUCAACGUCGUCAACGAGCCGCGCAACGAGACGUACAAGCGCCUCGCCAAGCUGGCGGCCUCCGUGGGCGUCGACGAGAAGAAGGUGUACGACCUGCUGGUCAUCUCGGACAAGCCCGCGGAAGACGGCUCGCUCAACAGCGGCAACGGCGUGACCAACGACUUCAAGGUGCUCAUCAAGCUGGCCAGAUUGACGGGCGUGCACGUCAGCCCGACGGUGCUGUUCGACGGAUACCCCAACAACGAGAUCAGCUCGAGCUGGACCCUGGACCAGUGGAAGGAGUGGCUGCAGAAGAACAUUGUCUGA